Molecule: messenger RNA, 5092 nt
Organism: Chelmon rostratus (copperband butterflyfish)
Lineage: Eukaryota; Metazoa; Chordata; Actinopteri; Chaetodontiformes; Chaetodontidae
Gene: zzz3
Product: zinc finger, ZZ-type containing 3
Exons: 12
Coding region: 485-3499 (1004 amino acids)
Molecular function (GO): zinc ion binding
Source: RefSeq, a predicted model, not a curated record
CCGUUUAAAAUAAUAUUUGAAUUUCACGGGUGCAACAGUCUGUAGUUUGGCGUCUCAAGUGUUAAUGUUUUAUAUUUAACGUUAGCCAUGAGAGCUAACGGUAAGUUAGUUUGCUAAGGUUAGCCCGCUAAACAGCAAGCUAGGUCAAGUAACGUUUGCUUGGAAGUUGGUCCAUGCUAACGCCAGCUCCGUGAACCAACUCAGUUGUUUUGCCUAAACGUGUGGUUGGACUUUUAAUCCUGAACUUUAGAGUUCACCUGCUGCAAACUAGUGUUAACUUAGCCGGUGGCACGUGCAACCGCACCGUUGUCUAGCCUGGCGUGUAACAGCAUCCUCCAGCCUCCAACUUUGUCGAUAUUGUGCUCUGAGCUCACGGCAGCUGAUUAGCUGGGAUGUUGGGAUUUGAGCGAUUCUCAUCGGUCCCCACAUUCUGCUGCAAAGGAGAGAGCACCAGGAUGAGGAGACUGUAGGCACCCGCCGUAGUAUGGCCGCGUCCCGUUCCUCACGCGUCACAAGGUCGUCAGUGGGGCUCAAUGGAUUGGAUGAGAACUUUUGUGGUCGAACCCUCAGGAACCGCAGCAUUGCCCAGCCAGAAGAGACCUCAGUGUCUCCGCUACCUAGGGCCCGCUCCCCCAAGAAGAAGCAGGACGCCAAGCAGGAGUCGAAGCAGGACACCAAGCAGGAGUCGAAGCAGGAGUCGAAGCAGGAGUCGAAGCAGGACGCCAAGCAGGAGUCGAGGCAGGAGUCCAAGCAGGACGGCAAACAGGAGUCGCGGCAGGAGUCCAAGCAGGACGGAAAGCAGGACUCGAAGCAAGACUCGAAGCAGGACGCCAAGCAGGACGCCAAGCAGGACUCAAAGCAAGACUCAAAGCAAGACUUUAAGCAGGAGUCAAAGCAGGAUGCCAAGGAGGACAUCCAGCAAGAUGGCCACCAGCAGGUCUCGUUGCAGGGGAAGUUAACUGACUUAAAUGCUUCUCCUGCUGAGGCGGUGCAAUGGACCAGCUCCAGGAAGCGGGGCGUGUCCUAUUUAGAAAAAGACAUUAGUUCCGAGAAGUCAGAGAACUGUGAUAGAGGAAAGGUGGUGAGAGAUGCCUGUCCUCAACUCAAAAGGGCCAAGCGUUGCUCCCGCUCUGGAGAGUCUCAGGGACACGAUGAGGACCCUGAGCUUUUGAAACCUGAAAGUCCAGUCUCUGUCCCAGAGCCUAGCAAGGACAACAGUUGUGAAGAAUUUCCCAGCCAAAACUCUGCUAACACAGAUCCUGCCUCACCUGUCAGUAAAGAGGAAGGUGAGCUGACAGUCGAAAAGGCAGAGGAUGGUUAUGUGGAGUGUGAUGGGGCAGCUCAGCCCCCGAAUGCUCACAAGGCCUCUAAUGGACUCAGAGAAAAUAAAGCAGAGGAACAUAGCACACUCACUGAAGAGCCUGGUGCAAAUCCAACCUCUGUCACUAACUGCCCGUCGCUGCUCAAUGGUAGUCAGACAGGGGCUCCCUCAUCCCCUGACCCCGCUGUGCCUUGUAGAAACUCUGUCCCUGUGCAGAUGGAGGUCUCUGGCUCAGGGGAAUCGCCAGCCUCAUUUGCAGCAACAUUUGAGGCUGUUCAGGAGGAUCCUGUCCCUGAGUUGAUAGUGGCCAAGGAGCAGGAGGUGGAGGAGAUGGAGGUUGAUGUGGUGGGCGACACGUUGUGUCUGGCCCACGAGGAACAGGUGACGGAGAGUGAGAUCGAUACUAAUGGUCGGCCGCUUACACCGGUACAGGAACCUGCUGCCUCCACCUCCUCCACUACCCCUAACAUGAACAGUAGUCCAGUCAACAACAACAGCAACUCAGGAGAAACUACACCCCCACUAGCAACAACCCCCACCCCCACAGAGCCAGGUUGCAACCCCUCAAUAUCCAGCACGCCCCCCUCAUUCACAGAGCUCUACGAACACAGAUACACCCUACGGACUUCACCCAGGAGGGCUGCCACUGGUGGCAAGGCCUCCUCCUCCAAGCUCAGCUCUCCUCCCAGAGACAAUGGUCCCUUGAGGGAAGAGGGGGAGGUGGUGGUUGGGCUGGAGGAGGACUGUCCUAUGGUGGAGGGACAGGCUCCUACAGACUCUGUUGGCCCCUCCAGUGAGGAGCCGGUCUCCGUGGAUCCUGGGGACAGGGCAGGUGGUGAGGAAGUUGUGGAGGGCAAAGAGGCUGAGGGAAGCAAGGAGCUGACACAGAGCCAGGCUGCAGAGGAGGAGGAGGAAGAGGAGGAGCCCGAUGUGUAUUACUUUGAGUCGGACCACCUGGCUCUUAAACACAACAAAGAUUAUCAGAGGCUGCUGCAGACCAUCGGAGUUCUUGAGGCCCAGCGCACGCAGGCCAUCCUGGACCUGGAGACUUUGGCACGUCACCAGAGAGAGGCGCUCGCAGAUCCCAUCAGCUUUGUGGAGCAGCUGCAGAAACGGGUGAAUUUAGGCUUGCCGUGUCCUCAGCGAGUGGUCCAGCUCCCCGACAUCGCAUGGGAGCAGUACACCUCAGGCCUCGGUGACUUUGAGAGAGAGUUCUGUGACAAGAAACGCAAAACCAGGCGACUGAAGCUGAUCUUCGACAAAGGUUUGCCUGAUCGACCAAAAAGUCCCGCGGAGCCCAAGAAGGAAGGAGAAUCCUCCACCAUGUACUCCUCUCUGCCCACUAGUGACGCUCCAGAGAAUGGCAGGCAGACACAGAUGAUCAGGGGGAGGAUUUGUCACCCAAACAAGUCUGACACAUUUAACCAGCUGUGGACUGUGGAGGAACAGAAAAAACUGGAGCAGCUUCUUGUCAAGUUCCCUCCUGAGGAAGUCGAGUCCAGAAGAUGGCAGAAGAUUGCGGAUGAGCUGGGCAAUCGAACAGCAAAACAGGUUGCCAGUAGGGUUCAAAAGUACUUCAUCAAACUGACAAAAGCUGGUAUCCCUGUGCCCGGAAGAACACCCAACCUGUGCAUGUACACUAAAAAGGCAUCCAGUAAGAGGCAGCACCACCUUAACAAGCAUCUGUACCGGCCGUCUACUUUCCUGACCUCCUAUGAGCCUCCGGUCUACAUGGAUGAAGAAGAUGAGCGCUCGGCGUAUUACAGCAGCGUGCAGGACCCCUCUGCUGAUGACUCGGAUGAGGAGGCAAUUCCUGUGGAGUUGAGAGAUUUGCCAGAGUACAAAGAGCUUUUAGAGCUGAAGCGGCUGAAAAAGCAGACGCUCCAGGAGAUCCGAGAGGACAAGGUCGGGGUGCGACACGUCGGCUACAAGUGUGACGUCUGCGGCAUGGAGCCCAUCCAGGGAGUACGAUGGCACUGUCAGGAUUGUCCGCAGGACAACUCAGUCGAUUUCUGCUCCAACUGCUCUGACUGCUUGUUCAAGACAGAGACCCACAAGCCUAACCACCACUUGGAACCGGUGCACCAGCCAGACACCUUUCUGGACAGGGACUACUGCCUGCCGCAGAGCACAGGCUACAACUACCUGGACCCUAACUACUUUCCAGCCAACAGAUGACAGGGUCCCAGGCGCCUCUAGCUCCAGGCUCUCUCCACAUAUCCCACAGGCCACUCUGUGCAUGGCUCCAUCCUCCAAGUCCAAGAUAACCGCUUAACCCGCCGCCAGGCAGGAAGGCCAGCAGGCAGGCAGACAGCCAGGGGCCUCAGAGCAGACCACAGUGCUGCUGGUGGGGCGGGCUGUUGGUAAACUGGCCUCCCUGACUCAAGCAAAGGGGCGGCCAUGUUGGUUCCUCAGAACAAGGGGGCCCCGCUCCACCUCAGCCAGGUUAAUCAAUGGAUCUGUGAUUUGAAACGAUACACUAUUUAAAAAAAAACAACAACAACAAAAUAAACAGAAGGCACACCGACAUUCCCGAGCUCUGUGACUCCAGGAGGGCUGUCCCUUCUCCCUCUUCCCCUCAUCGCCCUCCACUUACCUCCCUGUGCUGCUUCAAAACUGGAGAAUUGACGAUCGGUCUGGGGAAGCGCCACCUAAUGGAGAUGCGUGGUCAUAGUGGACUGUGAAGUCGUCAACUGAGAUACACAAAGGUGGUUUGUAUGUGUGUAUGUGGUCUCCGUGUUAUGCAAGAGUGAAAAGUGUUCUAGCUAGGUAUCCGUAGAUUGAGUAUUUAUGAGUCGCCGCUUCCUCGGCGGGAGCUGCGGCUGCCACGAGAGAAGACAGGCGGCGUGGAACUUGACGUCGAGGUCGGCGUGUUUUCCGCUGCAGACUGUAGGAAGUUCUGCAGAUCCACGGGACGUCCUGCAAACAGACCUGUACGUGUUAAACGGAUUGCGCGCCAUGUUUCAGCGUGGUGCUAUCCCUACCACUGUCACACAACGCUGCUGUCUAACCCCCCCCCCCCACUUUUCAAACACACACAGACACACACUCGCAUCUGUAUUCCUUUCCCUUUGCUCUCUCCACUAAAACAUGUCUAACAAGGAAGCACUACAGCAUGGAGAGCAAAUGUUUUUGAAGGCAGACUUGCAGGCGAAUGGGAGCGUAUGGAAAAGUACACGAGACUGUGUUUUUGUUUUCAUAUUUCUUUCUCCUUCCCCAAUGUGUGCUGUUGUUGAUCAUGUUGAGUGUACAAGUAUAUGGUGAAAAGUAGCCAGCGCUAGUUGCUGUGUGCCAUUUUUAAAAGAGAAAUUUGUUUUGUUUUAUUGUUUUGUUUGUUUGUUUUUUUUUGGGUGGGGGGGGUUUCCACCUCUGCACCUGGCCACAACGUCUCCCUUCCUGCGUGGCACCAUCGACCCACACUGUCCCGCAUCAUCGAUCCAGUCAUCAUGCCUCUAGAUCUUCUUUAAUUUUGCAGUCCACUUUAAAAGGUCCAUUUAAAAGAUUGUAUUUUUAUUAAUCUAUUUAAAAAAAAAAUAAUUGAGGUAGAGGUUGGUGCCUCCACAGUGGAACAAACCCACACAGUUUUAUACACAUAGAUUUUGUUGUGCUUGACUAGACACCAUUUUGUAUGGUUUUCGUCUCCUUCCCUCACCCCCGUUACCCUGCUUCAAUAUCUGUGUAUAACAGUCUGUUCUUAUGUAAAAAAAAAUGAUAAUGUAAAAAAAAUGCUAGAGGAGAAUUGUGGAAAUAAAAGUAUGUGAAAAUAGUGUU